AUGUGGCCGUUCCUCAGCCACACUCUCUUCCCACCCCCUACCGAGGCCUGGCUGCAAAGCGUUUCCCCAGACCCUGAGGCCCUGGGCUGGGGGGCCUGGAGCAGGGCCGAGAAGCCCCCUCUGGGGCCAGGGGUUGGGGACAGGAAGUAAGAGGAGCCAGGGAAAGCAGAGGAAGACCAGAAAGAUGAAGAUGCAGGCUUCCUCCUGUCUCUCUUGGAGGGGGAGGACCUGGCUAAGUACCGGGUGCCUGACUAGAAGCUGGAGGCCAUCAAACUGAAGCUGUGGGCCAUGGAGCAGGCCCAAGGGCCGGAGACGCCAGGGGCGCAGGGCCAAGCCGCGGAGGAGGAGAGCGCAGGCGCCACCCGUCCUGGGGCCCCCCUCUCGGUAGGUUGCCCCUGCCCCGGGAGCCCCGUGGAGAAGGUGGAGUCGGACCACAGAUCCGUCUAUGUGGGCAAUGUGGACUGCGGGGGCACAGCGGAGCAUCUGGAAUCCUACUUCAACCCCUGCGGGGAGGGCCACCAGGUCACCGUCCCGUGCGACAAGUUCUCCGAACACCCCAAGGGCUAUGCCUACAUGGAGUUUGCCGCCAAGAGCUCAGCCCAGGCUGCAGUGGAGCUGGAUGAGAGCAUCUUCCGAGGCCGAGUCCUCAAGGUGCUGCCCAAAAGGACCAACUUGCCAGGGAUCAGCUCCACGGACCGCGGGGGCUUGGAAGGACAUUAAGGCGCCAGAGGAGGACCCUUCCCCCACAGCAGUCUCCGGGGCGGGGCCCGCUUCAGACCACGAGGGCGGAACCGCUCGGGGGCCUGCGGGGGCAGCAAGUGA
This is a messenger RNA of Mirounga angustirostris (Northern elephant seal), 822 nucleotides long. RefSeq names its product PABPN1 like, cytoplasmic (gene PABPN1L). The transcript is spliced from 7 exons. The record is from RefSeq and is a predicted model, not a curated record. NCBI's taxonomy places the organism in Eukaryota, Metazoa, Chordata, Mammalia, Carnivora, Phocidae. Gene Ontology annotation, molecular function: poly(A) binding. Gene Ontology annotation, cellular component: nucleus.